Schizosaccharomyces osmophilus is the source of this 2817-nucleotide messenger RNA. RefSeq names its product DNA-binding transcription factor, CBF1/Su(H)/LAG-1 family Cbf12 (gene cbf12). Gene Ontology annotation, biological process: regulation of transcription by RNA polymerase II. Gene Ontology annotation, cellular component: nucleus. Gene Ontology annotation, molecular function: RNA polymerase II cis-regulatory region sequence-specific DNA binding; DNA-binding transcription activator activity, RNA polymerase II-specific. The record is from RefSeq and is a predicted model, not a curated record. The coding region runs from base 1 to 2817 and encodes 938 amino acids. The transcript has a single exon. Lineage: Eukaryota; Fungi; Ascomycota; Schizosaccharomycetes; Schizosaccharomycetales; Schizosaccharomycetaceae.
AUGAACCCUAGACGUUUUAGCAAUCAUUUCUUCGAAGAAUUGCCCCCAUCAUAUUUUCAAGAGUAUACUACUGAGGCUCACAAUGUAACUGAAUUAUUUGCUCGCUUCGGAACUCGUUCUCAAAACUCUUUACAUUCCACGCUGGAUUCUUUUCCUUUUGGAAAGGAUGAUUAUUUUUCUUCCAAUCAAACCAUGCCCGCCGAUUAUCCUUCCACUACUUCUGAUUCCUCCUCCACGUUUUACCCACGGUACUUCCAAAACACCCAAGACGAUGUUUCCAACGAGCUCAAAAACACGAAGAAGAUAGACACACCCAACGGCGGCGAGUUCAGCGAUCCUUCCAACAUGUAUGUUUUCCCUUUUGUAUUGUCGCCUGCCCCCAGUCUACCAUUUCAAUCCGUUUAUGACUCUCUUCCCCAGCCAGUACAAUCUUCUCAAGAUGAUCACUCUCAAGAAACCCCGUAUCACCCGCUAUAUAAUCCUUCCUUUAUGAAUUCAUCCGACUUGGCUGCGUAUCCCGCCCAACCCAUCUCGGAUGAAGCAUUAAACUUUUCAAAAACGAGUCGCUUACCUUAUUCCCAACCCCUUUCGCAUAAUCCAGAUUCUCUAGACUUUUCAAAUGUAAAUGCCUGUGCAUUUCUAGAUCCUACCGUUUCGUAUGAAGCUAGUACGUGUUCUUUUUCUGCUUAUCCAACAUGUUCCUCGCAACUUCCCGAAUUGGCAGCUCCCCAAAACUUUACGAGUCCCUCAUCUGCUUAUGCUGAGCGAAAUGCAUCUCCAAGACAAUCACCUUCGAUGUCUUUGGCUAACACUUCCUCCACAGACAUAAAUUCCCCCGCAGUUGAUGGUAUCCGAGCCGCCUCUUAUAAGUACGCUUCCAAUUGUGCCACCAAGCAUAACUUUCAGCAAACUCUUGAGGCUCAUCCACCCGUACAGACCGAAACUUCACACGUGUUUGCUCCAAAUGAUUUAGAAAACAAGUCAAUCAAUUUGAAAAACUGUGAGUCCAAUUCCUUGUUUUACCAACCCUAUACGGAUCAGACUCAUCAAGAUACCUCUUGUUUGCCCACUCCUUCAAUAGACUCAAAUGCUUAUUGCCCAAAAACCCAAAAGCAUACUCAGUAUGGUACCAACCACACAGACGCAGUAUCUUCCAGGCCUUUGGCAUCUGAUGUGUAUCUUUUUCAAAAUGGGGAGCCGCUUUUUGUAAAAAAGAGUAAAAGCAUGACUGAAGACUCAGUACCGAAGAAUACUACAAGUGAGUCCGUGUCGUCUUCAAUUCCCCCUUCCAUCUAUUCUUAUUAUACCUACAUUGAACAAAGACUGCGUUAUGUAUUACAGCACCACGAAAGUCUUUGCAGUUUCAAUAUAUGCAUGCCAUCUGUAUGUCAAAAAUCUUAUGGUAGUGAGCGGCGAUAUUUAUGUCCCCCUAUUGUGUUGUACUUCUUGGGAAUCAAUUGGUUCGACUAUGAAUCAGAUGAAAUGGUUAUUCUGUCAAACAUUGUGAAAGAUGCUGAGGACGCAAACCUUUCCAAGUCCGUUUUGUAUUACGAUGCUGAUGGUAAGGAGGUGAGUUCAUCUUCAAAAAAGCAGUUUUCCACAAGCGAUGAACAAUGUCAAAAAUCAAGUCCUGUUUGGGCAAGUACUAUGCUAAAAACUAUUUAUUAUACAGGAACAGGCGAACAUGAUAAACUAGGUCGUUCUACCCAACUUCAACUUCAAAUCGAUACCAAAAGCAAGCAACUAGGAAUUGACAAAGUACGGUUAGGUGUCAUUUCCAAGCCCAGUCAAAAACGCGCUCUUGCCAAGGUUUCCGACAUGAGUAUAUGUCACGGUGAUUGUGUCAGUCUCUUUAAUCGUUACCGUGCCCAGCAUAAUAACGCUUUGUUUUUAAGUACCAGUAGAUUGCCCCAGGUACUGUCUGAUAAGAGCACGCGUAUGAAAGCUUCUGGUAACUUUUUCCCAGACAUUGAUACUCCGACUACUGCUGAGAAUGAGCAGGGCAGACUUAUCAUGACCAGUGAUACUUGGGAGCCAUUUUAUAUUUUGUCUGUUGAUGAGCUCAAAAAAGGUAACGGAAGUGUUACGGCUAAUACCCAACGAGUUGUUCUGAGUUUUGAUACCCUUGUAAUCUUAGCUAGCCAAAUUACAGGAGUGCAAUCGCCACCUUUGAUAUUGAAGAAACGGGAAAGCUGGAAAGUGUCCAUUUCUUGUGCGAAAUCCCAUGAGUCUUUUAACUGCUUGUCUAAAUUAGCAUUUCAGUGUCCGGUAUCGAAAAGGUUUUUAUCUAUUGAUGAACUGAAUUUUGGAGGAGUUGGGUAUACAGAAGGGGAAUUUCAGUUUAACGACAAACUAAAUCCGACAAGUGCAACUCACUCCGUUCUACCCUGGUCGGCAAUGUGGUCAAUUAUAUCCACACAAUCUUAUAGCACCAAUUUCUAUGAUGAGCCGUUAUUUAAGAAUCGCAAACACUCAGUGCCUAGCAUGCCAGCGGUUAAAUAUAUGUAUUCGGAUAAGCAGUCUUUGCUUUAUGUGUAUGGUACUGGAUUUGCAACCGACGUUCAAGUGUGGAUUGGUGAUGCAAAGUGCGAAGUUUUAAAAAAGACGGGCGACUCGUUGAACCCAAGUACUCUACCGGACGUUGUUUCUUCUUCUCGAUUUUGUUCAAGGUUACAAGCUUUUCCAGUCAAUUUAACGUGCGUUGCGUGCGUAUUGCCAUUGCAUCUGUUGGGGUCGAAAAUAACGACGAAUCCUAUCUUAUUAUUUCAGCAUGACACCUUCUUUCAUUCUGGGUUUGCAUGGCCAUUGCAUUCGUGA